Mytilinidion resinicola is the source of this 1683-nucleotide messenger RNA. RefSeq lists its product as uncharacterized. The transcript is spliced from 3 exons. Gene Ontology annotation, cellular component: mitochondrial outer membrane. Gene Ontology annotation, molecular function: ubiquitin-like modifier activating enzyme activity; tRNA threonylcarbamoyladenosine dehydratase activity. NCBI's taxonomy places the organism in Eukaryota, Fungi, Ascomycota, Dothideomycetes, Mytilinidiales, Mytilinidiaceae. The record is from RefSeq and is a predicted model, not a curated record. Bases 102 to 1607 code for a protein of 501 amino acids. Gene Ontology annotation, biological process: cyclic threonylcarbamoyladenosine biosynthetic process.
AGGCCAUCAAUCUCUCUUCACUAGUUCCUCACUAUGCGCUAUGCUUAGCUAGCUAAGGCACUGACUGCUAUCGUGUCAUCUGGGACCUCGGAGGGUUCAAUAUGUCCGCAUGGUUCAUUUCUCGGAUCACAGCUUCCCAUAGAGGACAAUUGAUCACGACCGCGGUGGUAUCGGGCAUGAUUGCAGCUGGAGCAGUCAUUAGCUUUCAGACAGCCAGGCGGAGGUAUAAGGUUCAUGAUUUGAAGGCGUCUAUACCAGACAUCAGCCAAGAACAUGUAGCAACCAAACUUACAGAGUAUGGUGCGGCUGCAGAUGUCUUUGCUCCAAGCAAAGAGGACGAACACAGCAUGGCACUAGCCGUACGAGCAAGACAGGGUGACUACGAUGACGACCUCAUUCUCGAGCAGCUGGCCCGCAAUCGAGUCUUCCUGGGAGACGAGGGCCUCUCAAAGCUCCGCUCCUCGUUCAUCAUCAUCGUCGGCUGCGGCGGCGUAGGAUCCCACUGCGCCGCCGCCCUCACCCGCUCCGGAGUGUCCAAGAUUCGUCUCAUCGAUUUCGACCAAGUGACUCUCUCUUCACUGAACCGACAUGCCCUUGCUACUCUUGCAGACGUCGGCACUCCGAAAGUCCACUGUAUCCGCAGGCGUUUGGAGCAAGUCACGCCUUGGACGCAUUUCGACUGCCGAAACGAACUGUUCAGUAAGAAGACUGCAGCUCGCCAACUAACAGCACUUGAUGGACAUGCACCGGACUUUGUGAUUGAUGCAAUUGACAAUAUCGAGAGUAAGGUAGCGCUGCUGCAUUAUUGCCAUUCUCACGAGAUCCCUGUGAUCUCUUCAAUGGGUGCGGGGUGCAAGUCUGACCCAACGAGAAUUCUCAUUGGUGAUAUAUCAGCUAGCACCGACGACCCGCUCUCUAAAGCUACUAGGCGGAAGUUAAGAGCUUUGGGUGUCAAAGACGGCAUUCCCGUCGUCUUCUCGGGCGAAAAGACUGGUCCUGGAAAAGCACAACUGCUCCCCUUGCCCGAGGAGGAGUACAAAAAGGGUAGCGUGGGCGAGUUGGGUGUUCUCCCGGACUUCAGAGUGAGGAUACUACCGGUUCUUGGAACGAUGCCAGCAAUCUUCGGACUAGCCGUCGCGAACCAUGUCAUAUUGGAAAUAACCGGCUAUCCUCACGAGUACCUUACUUCGAAGGCACGGGACAAGAUGUACGAUGGCAUUCUGGGCUCACUACUGGGUCUUGAAGAGAGGCUCGCCAGAUCUCGAGGGGAGGAUUCCCUAGGUCUCCGCAUCCCCAUCACGCAAGACGACGUGGGAUACCUCGUCGACGAUGUGUACCGUGGUAGGAGCGUUAUCAGCGGCCUCUCAACACGACUUUGUUUGACGAGGUGGAACAAGCCCGAAGAUGGUUUUGUUCACAAGCGAACGCCUGGUCAGAAGAACACACUCCUGCAAUUGAAGGACCUAGUGUGUAUGACCAAGGAGGAGGCGGCAGAACACGAAAAAGAGAUCCUUAAGGGGGACAAAAAUCUGGAGGAUUUGUAUGAUACGAAGGUUAUAGACGCCGUUAACGAGAGGAUACGGAAAGAGGAAAUAUUCGAGCGCUAAGCUUGGUUGUAUAUAUCGAUUUGUUGUACUAUUAGGAAACCCCUCUAUUGAAGCUCUUACUAAUACUACAAGACCU